Chara braunii is the source of this 1009-nucleotide messenger RNA. NCBI's taxonomy places the organism in Eukaryota, Viridiplantae, Streptophyta, Charophyceae, Charales, Characeae. The record is from the annotation of a GenBank genome assembly.
UGUCGCCAUCGCCAGUGGGCUGCAAACGCCCGUCGUGCCCAGGAGCGUCGUCAUGCCGAAAUUGUCGACGACCCUCACAAGGAUUGCAGAUCCCGCACAACUACAGCAGGUGAUCGCCCGCGCGACGGCAGCGGAGAAUAUUGCUCUGCGCGUCUUGCAUGGAUGGGUCUUCAAGUCCGGGAACCGUCCCCGAGGAUUCAAUGUCGCUUUCCAGUACGCGCUGGAGUCGGUGGCGACGGACAUUGCGGGCGUCAUGUGGUACGGCGAGGAGUGGAGCAACGUCGUUAGCGCGGCAGUUUGCGCGCACACAAUCGACCUGAACAUGGACUUGCCAUUGUGGUUUGCGGGCGCGAACAUCGAGGACAGGCUGGAGGACGAUGACAUGGCGGCACACCAGCAGGCGACCUUUAUAUGCAUCGCGCAUGCAUUUCGCGCCGCGGUACAAAUGGGUGGCAUCGUCGACGGCGGGUUCAUCUCGCACGAUCGUCUGUCUAGAAUUGCAGAUUGCUUCAGACGUUUCUUGGCUGCCUGCAUGUGGUUGAUGCGCAUGGCGGGAGACGAUCCGCGCAGCCACUUCGAAGCCUUUCACUUCGCGAAGCUGGUCGUGAAGCCCACGCUCGUCGCGUCCAUGCAUCGCGCCUUCGAUCGUCGACGGUCCGUCAUCCGAGCCACGAACGCCGUCACGGAGAGACUAGGGAAGGCGAACGCCACACUCGGAGAGUACCCGAAGUACAUCCCCGACUGGGCUUCCUGCGACAUCGUCUUCGGGCACGAUGCGACCAAAACGGGGCCAGAGGACGCGAAGAGGAGGGAUUAGUUGGGUUCGGGCCCCUUGGAGGACGACGACGACGACGAUGGAAAAGAGGACACGUAGGGGGGAGGUUGGGUGGGAGAGGGUGUUGCUGGUGCUGACACGUGCAGCGUGGGAGAGGGUACGCGAACGGGUCUCGUGUUCCGGCGUGGGUAGGGGAAGCGGAGAGGGGGCAGCGCUUCGCGGCGUCGGAGACGC